Molecule: messenger RNA, 891 nt
Organism: Porites evermanni
Lineage: Eukaryota; Metazoa; Cnidaria; Anthozoa; Scleractinia; Poritidae
Source: the annotation of a GenBank genome assembly
AUGACGGAACUUGGAGUCUUCUCUUCCUUGUUCAUUGUUCACUGUGUUUUCAAUGGCUUCCUAAGUUAUACCUGCACCAUGUUGAACAUUGUUACAAUUCACGCACUGAGAAAAACUCCAUCAUUGCCGAUGACUUUAAAAGCAUUGCUUAUGAGUCUGUCUGCUUCUGAUCUUGGUAUCGGUUUAAUAGUCCAGCCUUUAUACGUCGUACGCCUUGUUAUGAUUAUUGGAGGAGAAACUCAAACUCAAACGUAUAAAUUAAUACAACACGUGUUUCUAACAACAGGGAAUCUUUUCUUUUACGCUUCCUUCCUUGGUGUUGUGGCUUUAGCCGCAGACAGAUUCUUGGCUAUUCAUUUUCAUCUCCGAUACCAAGAACUUGUAACUGAGAAGAGAGUUGCUGCUUUGAUGACCUCGAUUUGGAUUUUUAGCAGCUUUCUGUCGUUCCUAACUUUGAGUUGGAUCAUACCAGAGAUGGCCAAAUUCAUUUUCUAUAAUACAAUCGACAUAUUUUGUAUCAUCACCACUGCAUUAUUUUACUGGAAAAUUUAUUUAUCAGCAAAGCACCACAUAAUUGAAAUUAACAGACUCCAAGUAUAUCACCAAGCAGAGCAGAAUGGUGAAGUGAUGACAAAUACUGCGAGACAGCGGAAGUCUGCAGUUGGUGCAUUUUACGUGUUUCUUGUGCUUUUGGCUUGUUAUCUGCCAAUGCUUUGCCUUAGUAUUGCCCAUCUGAGUACUGGGCUGCAGAACACCCUGAUAUUCCUUUUACUGCUUAACGCUAAUACACUGGUUCUUCUCAAUUCGUCUCUCAAUCCUCUGAUCUACAGCUGGAAAAUGAGACACAUUCGACGCACCAUUAUGAAUCUCUUACGCAACGUGCCUCACUAA